Messenger RNA from Ictalurus punctatus (channel catfish), 1073 nucleotides. RefSeq names its product homeobox C12a (gene hoxc12a). The transcript is spliced from 2 exons. Gene Ontology annotation, molecular function: DNA-binding transcription factor activity, RNA polymerase II-specific; sequence-specific double-stranded DNA binding. The coding region runs from base 1 to 828 and encodes 275 amino acids. Gene Ontology annotation, biological process: regulation of DNA-templated transcription. The record is from RefSeq and is a predicted model, not a curated record. NCBI's taxonomy places the organism in Eukaryota, Metazoa, Chordata, Actinopteri, Siluriformes, Ictaluridae.
AUGGGCGAGCAUAAUCUCCUUAAUCCUGGGUUUGUGGGACCUUUGGUAAACAUCCACACUGGAGAUACGUUUUACUUCCCGAAUUUUAGAGCCUCGGGGGGACAACUGGCGGGGUUACCAUCUCUCUCGUACCCAAGAAGGGACAAUGUGUGCUCCCUCCCAUGGAAUCCAUCGGAGUCGUGCAAUGGAUAUCCUCAGUCUUACUUUGGCAGCCCUCUGUCCAUUAAUCCGUCUUUCAACCGAUCUUGUGCUGAAACAGCCCGACCGGAGGAGAAAUGUUAUUAUGGCGGCAGCGGCGGCAACAGAGAGGCUUGCUCGGACGGCACAGUCAGCCUAAAACGAGAGGAGAGAACAAGGGAGACAUCAGUAUCAUCAGAUCACGGGGUGCACAAUGGGAUGGGCAAUAGUAGUACCUUCAACAAGUAUGACUAUGGCACCGAACAUCUGACCCCAAACCCGCCGUCAUGUCAGUCUCUCGAAUCCGAUUCCAGCUCCUCGUUGCUCAAUGAUGGAGGAAAAAGCACGGCAAGCGAUACACAAACCCUGAUAUCUCCCGCAAAUCACACGAGCAAUAUCUCAACAGGAGGAGGUGCCCCGUGGUAUCCUAUGCACACCCGAACCCGCAAGAAACGAAAGCCCUAUUCUAAAUUGCAACUGGCCGAGCUGGAGGGCGAGUUCAUGCUAAACGAAUUCAUCACUCGGCAACGGCGGAGGGAGUUGUCAGACAGGCUCAGCCUUAGUGACCAACAGGUUAAGAUCUGGUUUCAGAAUCGGAGAAUGAAGAAGAAGAGACUGUUGCUGAGGGAACAGGCCUUAACCUUCUUUUAAGCAGUCGUUUAUUAGUAGCCCCACACCAAUCAUCCACUGUGGAUAAUAUUAAAACAGCUCAGUAUUAUUCUCAAUAGUCUUUAUUUUUAAGGUUUGAUAUUUAUGCAUUUUUGCUUAAAAGCAAAAUGCAUAAGAAAGCAGAAAUUAUUUCAGGGAAGGAGACCAAAUGUUUGCAGGAAAAAAGCUCUGUUGAUAUGACACUUUGUAUUGUAAUAUAGGCUAUGUAUUAAAGUGGAUGCAGUGUU